AUGUUCGCCGCUCGCCGCCUUACCACAAGCGCUCCCCGCGUUUUCACCCAGAGAGCUCUCUUCCACAAAACCGCGCCAGCCUUCGUCCAGAAGGGCGACGCCAUCCCCGAUCUCGACGUUCUGGUCGAGGCCUCUCCCGGCAACAAGGUCAACCUCGCCAAGGAGCUGCAAGGCAAGGGUGUUAUCAUCGGUGUCCCCGCUGCUUUCAGCCCUGCUUGCUCUGCUACCCACAUCCCUGGGUACAUUUCCCACCCCAAGCUCAAAGAAGCUGGGCAGGUCUUUGUCGUCGCUGUCAAUGAUCCAUUCGUGACCAAGGCCUGGGGUACAUCCCUUGACCCCACUGGCAAGAGCGGCAUUCGCUUCCUGGGCGAUCCCACCGGAAAGUUCUCCGAGGCGCUGGAUGUUACUUUCGACAGCACGACGAUCUUUGGCAACCAGCGUAGCAAGCGCUAUGCCCUUCUCGUUGAGAACGGCAAGGUCAAGGAGGCAUUUGUUGAGCCUGACAACACGGGUGUCAAUGUCUCCGCCGCUGAGAAGGUGCUCGGCUAA
Molecule: messenger RNA, 549 nt
Organism: Aspergillus mulundensis
Lineage: Eukaryota; Fungi; Ascomycota; Eurotiomycetes; Eurotiales; Aspergillaceae
Product: peroxiredoxin family protein
Exons: 5
Coding region: 1-549 (182 amino acids)
Biological process (GO): cell redox homeostasis; cellular response to oxidative stress; hydrogen peroxide catabolic process
Cellular component (GO): cytoplasm; mitochondrion; cytosol
Molecular function (GO): thioredoxin peroxidase activity
Source: RefSeq, a predicted model, not a curated record